CAUUUGUCAUCUUCAAGUGGCUGCGUCAGAAUAACGGCUCUACGUCAGUGGACACUUACUGUCACCUGUUACUUCCUCUUGUCUCACCUCUCAGUUACAACAUGGCAGAGCAGUAAUGUGUAGUUUAGCUUUUCUUUGAUAGCAACAGUAUCCCUUCAUAUACUGUAAACCUGACUUGGGGUUUUGUGAUAAACAAAGCUGCGUUGCUGAAAGAAAACCUAUUUUGAUCGAUGCUAUUCAUGAAUUUGUACUCAGCUCCAUCAAAGUUGACCUUUGCCCAUAAUUACUAUUUGAAUGUGUCAUUUCAAGUGUUAAAAAUGUGAUAGACCGGCUUGCGCACACAGCAGAAGAAGGUGUGGCCCUGGCUGUUGAUCGCACGGACGUCAGGAGUGAACAUGGGAUACAGAGGGAAAGGGGCAAGGAGCAGGAACACACUGACUUGGAAUUUUGUGUGAGUUUGAAGGAGUGACAGCUUCAGGGAUUACACACAAGUUACACUAUGAAUAACAAUCAGGAAAAUGGCCUCACCUAUGACAACAGAGGUUUCCAACAUGACGACGGAAGGCCUCCCCCAUACAACCCACAGGCGCAAAUAUACCCUUCUCUCCCAGCACACUCCCAGAACUGUGGAGCUGCGACCUCUGAGCCUAUCAACACCCACCAAACUGCCACACCUGUACUAGCAGUCAGCACGGUACAGAGUAAAGGGAAAAAGAAAUGUUCCACAAACCGCAUUAUAUGUGUGACUCUGUGCGUGCUCCUUCUCCUGGCUGUGGUCGGGGUCUUGCUGUGGUACUUCUUGUACUACCAGUGUUUACUGGGGAAGUCUUGUAGAACUGGAGGGAAGUGUUUGAGUUCGUCCCAGUGGUGCGAUGGCGUCAGGGAUUGUUCGAAUGGAGAGGAUGAAGCCCAGUGUUUCCGUCUUCAGGGCGUCAACUCUAUCCUGGAGAGUUACUCAACGAGAAAAAACACAUGGCUGCCAGUGUGUGCUGAUGACUGGGACAACGACUACGGGAGGACAGUCUGUGGGCAGAUGGGCUACAUGAGACAGGAUUAUGUGGAAUACACUCAAAUCAGUACUUCAUCAUCCAAAGGAUACAUGAAGCUAAAGCCAGGGAGUAUUCAUGACUCACGUAUACAGUCACAGCUCACCUACAGUCCUACUUGUUCUGCAAGUGCCAUCAAACUGAUUUGCAUACAAUGUGGUCGGAGCACAGCAGCCCCUAGUUCUCGUAUCGUCGGUGGUACGGAGGCGGUUAAUGGAGCCUGGCCGUGGCAGGUCAGCCUUCAGAUCCAGGGUCAACACUUGUGUGGAGGUUCUAUUAUCAGCCCUUACUGGAUCCUCUCAGCUGCGCACUGCUUUCAAAGAUUCUACAACCCACAGCGGUGGAGAGUUUACUCUGGUGAUGUGAGCCUCUCCCGCAUGAGUUUCGGCUCUGGAAAAAGUGUUGAAAAAAUCAUCAAUCAUGAAAAAUACAACACGGAUACCAAUGACAAUGACAUUGCCCUGCUGAAGCUGAGUACACCUUUGACCUUCAGUGUAACGGUGAAGCCAGUUUGCCUCCCAAACUCUGGAGUAGACCUCUCGCCUGGACGUCAAGCCUGGAUCACAGGAUGGGGAGCCCUGAGGUCAUCUGGACCUUCUCCUGACAUACUAAAUCAGGCCCAGGUGACCAUUUACAGCAGAGACCAAUGCAACAGUGAUUGGAUAUUGAGCGGCCAAGUCACUGAGACCAUGAUCUGUGCAGGCAAACUGGAGGGUGGAGUGGAUUCAUGUCAGGGUGACAGUGGGGGACCUCUGGUGGCCAAGGAGGGAAACCUAUGGUGGUUGGCAGGGGACACAAGCUGGGGGAUUGGAUGUGCCUGGAAGAACAAACCAGGCGUCUAUGGCAACGUCACCCACUUAAUGGAUUGGGUCUAUUGGCAAAUGCAGAAUGAAUGAUGGAAACCUCCACCCAACAAGAAGACUUACCUCCUGUUAUGGUACAAACACAUUUAGCACUUUGAAUCUGUGGCUAUGAUACUUGAUGAACACAAAUAUAUAAAAAAGACAGAACAAACAGUAAAAGCAAAACAAAUCUAAUACCAGUUUUAACUUGAGUGUCAAAUGUUUGCAUUUAAACAAAGUGGAUCUAUUUUCUAAAAUAAAACAUGUACUAUACAAA
Cynoglossus semilaevis (tongue sole) is the source of this 2165-nucleotide messenger RNA. It is a transcript of the gene tmprss2, whose product is annotated as transmembrane serine protease 2. Lineage: Eukaryota; Metazoa; Chordata; Actinopteri; Pleuronectiformes; Cynoglossidae. The coding region runs from base 500 to 1942 and encodes 480 amino acids. Gene Ontology annotation, biological process: proteolysis. Gene Ontology annotation, molecular function: protein binding; serine-type endopeptidase activity. Gene Ontology annotation, cellular component: membrane. The transcript has 14 exons. The record is from RefSeq and is a predicted model, not a curated record.